This is a messenger RNA of Cephus cinctus (wheat stem sawfly), 1573 nucleotides long. RefSeq names its product DNA/RNA-binding protein KIN17 (gene kin17). Lineage: Eukaryota; Metazoa; Arthropoda; Insecta; Hymenoptera; Cephidae. Gene Ontology annotation, biological process: DNA replication; DNA damage response. The transcript has 3 exons. Gene Ontology annotation, cellular component: nucleus. The coding region runs from base 221 to 1483 and encodes 420 amino acids. The record is from RefSeq and is a predicted model, not a curated record. Gene Ontology annotation, molecular function: double-stranded DNA binding.
GUGGAGUAACUGACAGACUUGUUUUGAUUGCAAUUGAUUGUCAUCUAAUUUAAAUAGAUUUUAAUAUUAUUUUCUUGUUCUACUCGUAGCGAACAACAUAAAAAUCCAAAUACGUACGUAUAUUAAUUGUUGUUACAGCCGCGUAAUCUUAUAUUUGGAAAAUGUGAUGUUUUAAUAGCAACAAUUGGUUAAUUCAAAGAAAGUAUUAGUCACUAUUAAAAUGGGAAAACAUGAAGUGGGUACUCCAAAGUAUAUCGCAAACAAAAUCAAAGCCAAGGGGUUGCAGAAGUUGCGAUGGUACUGUCAAAUGUGUGAGAAACAAUGCCGGGAUGAAAAUGGAUUUAAGUGCCACACAAUGUCAGAAUCACAUCAUCGUCAAUUGUUACUCUUUGCUGAUAAUGCCAGUCGAUAUAUGGACCAGUUCUCAAGAGAAUUUUCACAGGGUUACUUACACCUUUUGAAGAGACAAUUUGGUACUAAAAGAGUACCAGCCAAUAGAGUUUAUCAGGAUUACAUUGCUGAUAGAGGUCAUGUACAUAUGAAUGCUACUAUCUGGCUAAGCUUGACAGGUUUUGUCAAGUGGCUAGGCCGUACUGGAAAAUGUGUUGUUGAUGAGACUGAGAAAGGUUGGUUUGUCACAUACAUUGACCGAGAUCCCGAGACAUUAGCUGCUCAAGAGAAAAAAGCUAAGAAACAGAAAAUGGACAAGGACGAUGAGGAACGAAUGAUGGAUUUCAUUGAGAAGCAGGUAGAACGAGGUCGUCAGGAUGGAGAUUCUAAUGAUGCAUUCAAAGUACCACUAGUUCGUCCAGAGGAUGAUAAGCCUCUUGUAUUAGAACUGAAACUUAAACCUAAGGUAACACCUAUUACCGGACUGAAGACAGAUCUAACUAAAGCAAAAAGUCGGGCAUCUUCAAGCAUUGAAGAAGAAUCAAAUAACACAAUGGUUAUCAAAAAAGAACCUGAGGAUGAUACAAUCAGUGAAUUUUCUGUUGGACGAUCUGACACAAGCACCAGAAAGCGAGACAGACAUGACAGUGGUGAUACUUCUUCAAAAAGGUUAAAAAGUGAACAUUCCGACAUUAAGAAAGAGAAACGUGAUAAAGAGUCAAAGGGUUGGCUCCGAGAAGGUCUUGCUGUGAAACUGACAACAAAAAGCCUUGGUGAUAAGUAUUACAAAGCCAAAGGUAUUAUUCAAGAGUUGAUAGACAAACAAGGCUUUGUUGGCAAAAUUAAACUUACCAGCCCUAGUGAAGUCGAAGGUCAUAUAGUAAAACUAGAUCAGGCUCACAUGGAGACAGUGAUUCCUACAAUAGGACGCAUAGUUUUGAUUCUCUGGGGUAAAUACGAGGGAGAGAAAGCCAUCGUGCAGAAAGUUCGCAUCGAAGAAUUUAGUGUCGAUGUAGAGCUCGAAGGAGACAAGAAACUCGUCAAAAGAAUUCCUUACGAACAAAUUUGCAAGUAUGUCGGUAAACAAAGUUGAAUAUUUAAGAUUAGACUAAGCUGUGUUACUCGUAAGAGUGUCUGUGUACAUAUAAUAAAUUCUGAGAAUGACAUAAAUGAUAUUGAUACA